Capsicum annuum is the source of this 2001-nucleotide messenger RNA. Its product is annotated as macro domain-containing protein VPA0103. Lineage: Eukaryota; Viridiplantae; Streptophyta; Magnoliopsida; Solanales; Solanaceae. The record is from RefSeq and is a predicted model, not a curated record. The coding region runs from base 84 to 1004 and encodes 306 amino acids. The transcript has 7 exons.
UUUUCUAUGAAAAGUUUGGUACUACAAAUUUUCUAUGUUCCCACAGGUAUACUCCAAAGUCCAAAUUGUCAUCCGGUGAACAAAUGAGUCCUACAACUACUUAUCACAAAUUCUAUUCAAGGCUCUUGCGAAUACGAUUUCUUCCUACUCUAAAUACCCCUCGAAACUUCCAAAGUUCACACCUUCACUCUUCUAGAAACUUCUACCCUGCUAAUUCUAUUCACACUCUCAUCAGACCCAUUUCCCUCAUCUCCAUCAAUCUUCCCUCCUCUACCGCCGUCGUUCGCGGCAGUAUCUCGACUAUCGCCGGCGUUUCAACCAUGGCCAGCGGCGGUGGAAACGGCGGAGAUUCAGUUACGUUUCGGUUAACUCCGACGAGCUCGUUGAAGAUUCAGAAAGGUGAUAUUACUCAGUGGUCCGUAGAUGGAUCCUCUGACGCUAUUGUCAAUCCCGCGAAUGAACGAAUGCUGGGGGGCGGUGGGGCUGAUGGAGCCAUACAUCGAGCUGCUGGUCCAGAAUUACGAGAUGCAUGCUAUAAAGAACCAGAGGUACGUCCUGGAGUUCGCUGCCCAACAGGAGAAGCAAGGAUUACCCCAGGUUUUAGAUUGCCGGCUUCUCAUGUAAUCCACACUGUUGGGCCAAUAUAUGAUGCUAACCCAAAUCCUAAAGCCUCUUUGACAAAUGCAUAUAGAAAUAGCCUGCGCUUGGCAAAAGAGAACAACAUUCAGUAUAUUGCUUUUCCUGCCAUAUCAUGUGGGGUCUUCGGAUAUCCUUACGAUGAAGCUGCCACUGUUGCUAUAUCUACUGUCAAAGAAUUUGGCAGUGAUCUCAAAGAGAGUUGGGGGUUCCUUCGGAGAAUCUUCUGUUUCUCUCCUUCCACACAAUCCACCUUACUCAAGCAGGUAUUUGCCACCAUUUUUCUUUUUUGUCUAGCAGUACCUCCAGUAUUAUUCCAACAUGUCAACAGCUCUGUAUUCUUUGGCAUAGCCCACCUGUUCCUUUAAUUUAGGAGAAAAAGUUGCCAAUUCUGGCCAGUGAUUUUUUUUUUUUAUGACCGAGAAGUCCUUUUGGAGCCUGUCCCUUUGGGCCAACCUGAGUCUACGAAACUGAGGCAUGAUGCGCCCGCCCCUGUGUCCUCCUCCUCCUAAAUACCAAAGUUAGUUCGCUCGGCGCAGGGCUCAAACCAGUACAGAAUUUCUCAACCUUUGCAAAUUGAGCUAACCCUUGGGGGGCAAAUCUGGUCUGUAACUUCAGUUUUGGAAGAGAUGAUUUAUGUUGUCAAAAUCUAUUUCACACAAGAAACAUUUAGAACACAGCUGCAACCCUCUUCUGCAUUAAUUUUUCUGGUCAAGCUUGCUUCCGUAGCUACUAGUCAAGAAAAACAUGCCACCUUAUGAGUUAUCUUCACUUCCAUAUUUCCUUCCUAGACCAUUUGAAUCCCUGUAGCCCACUCCAAUUGAGUGUUGUAUAUCUGAUUUUACAGUGUACAUACCGUUACAUUCUAAUGUGAUACUUCACAAUCUACAUGUCAAUAUGUGGAAAGAGCUGAUCAAAAUACCCUUUCCACCCCGCAAAUGAUUUUUAAUGUUAUUCAAAUUUAGAGCCUGUUUGGAUUGGCUUAUUUUAAGUGCUUUUAAGCUAAAAUAGCUUUUAAUUGUAGUGUUUGGGUAACUUAAAAAAGUGCGUUUAAGCACUUAGUUUUAAGGCAAAAAUGAUAAGAAUAAGCCAAAAGCUGUAUGUUAGGAUUUCUAACUAAUGGGUUUUGACUUAUAAGUCAAAAACCAAAAGCCAAUCCAAACGGGCUCUUAAACUGAUAUGCUCCUUAGUAGUUUUCUUCAAAUGUAACGGUGUUACAAAAAACCAUCUUUAUUCUGAGAAAUAGAAUGUAUUCGAGCGUAUCUUUGCUUUAAGAACUUUUUGGAGCAUCCAUACAUUUUUCUUUACUUAAGAUCGGAGAUUCUGAUUGUUAGAGGCUGAGUGCUGACUACAAUUGUAUCUUCU